AUGGUUGAGAAGAAAUGUGGAUUGGUGAAGGACAUUCAAUGGUUGGCUAAUCUUGGAAUUUGUCUUUUGAAUUCUGAGGAUGGAGGUAUGAUUGUACAAGAGGUAGUGAAGUUAUCUCUUAGUGUAGAGAUAAAGGAGAAGCAAGUUUUAGACCUCAUCUUGAUGCAGUUUAAGGCUGAGGAAAGAGUUUUGACUGAGGUUCAUAAGUUGAGGUAUGUAGUUCAUCCAGUCUUGACAAAGAUGUAUCAUGACCAGAAGGAGUUUUAUUGUCGGAACAACAUGAAGAGAGAUGUGGCGAACUUCGUGGCUAAGUAUAUGGUAUAUCAUUAUGUAAAGAUUGAGUACUUGAGGCCCGGCGACAUGUCACAAGAGGCCGAGUUGCCUAUGUGGAAAUGGAAAGUGAUAAAUAUGGAAUUUGUUAUUGGUUUUCCAUGUUUGGUGGAUUAUUUACCUCUCAUCGGGUUUGCUUAUAACAAUAGUUACAACUUAAGUAUUGAGAUGGAUCCUUUUAAGGAUCUUUAUGGUAGAAGGGAUAGAUCUCCUAUUGUGUGGUUUAAGGUUUGUGAGACCAGGUUGUUUGGUUUGGACAUGGUUCACCAAGCAAUGGAGAAGGUGAAAGUGAUUCUGGAUAGGCUUAAUACUGCUCAUAGUCACCAAAAGUACUAUACGAAUAUGAGGCGAAGAAAGUUGAAGUUUAAGGUUGGUGAUUAG
Molecule: messenger RNA, 711 nt
Organism: Capsicum annuum
Lineage: Eukaryota; Viridiplantae; Streptophyta; Magnoliopsida; Solanales; Solanaceae
Exons: 3
Coding region: 1-711 (236 amino acids)
Source: RefSeq, a predicted model, not a curated record